Porites evermanni is the source of this 4173-nucleotide messenger RNA. Lineage: Eukaryota; Metazoa; Cnidaria; Anthozoa; Scleractinia; Poritidae. The record is from the annotation of a GenBank genome assembly.
AAGGGAAAUUCCAAUUUAAAGAUGAAACCUCUACACUGGGCUUUACUCUUACUUCUGGCAAAAACAGGCAAGCCUGCUUACCGGGUUACUUUAAUGAGUUUAUUCAAUUCGGCUGGCUGUGAGGAAAUUACACUGUAUAUUUUCUGAUAUAUUUUGAUUGUUAACCCAGAUGUGCUAGCGCAAAGUUGCAAGGAAGGCUCAGUGGUAAAUGAUCAUUUUGGUCAGCGACGUGUGUGUCGUGGCGGGAAACUGGGGAAUCCUUGUCGAGUUCGACGAGAAUGGAGUGGGAUGCUCCCUGGAGAGAGGUAUGUUAUAAUAACGCCUGAAUUGAGAGCAAAGUUUCAGUAUGACUGCCUAGCGCAGGACAUAAGUAUAAGUACAAAAUAGAGCUAAUCAAAAACACCCUUGGAACCGAAUGGUGCUGAGUUAUGCUUUAUAUGCUUGUGUAACUAUGAACACAACUAUUUCUGAGUAAGCGCAUUAUCAGUUUUGCUCUUCUAGGAUCUAGUUCCGUGCGUAAUAAAUCUGAUAAAUUCACGACUCAUUCAGGCGUCAAUUAAGCUGGCCUGCGAUCAGAUAAUUCCCUUAUUUACCAGAGAUAGCAGAUAAGACGUCGAGGUAAGUACGCAUCCCGGCUUGGUACGCUAAUGCGCAGAAAUUUUAGCCAUCGAAACCGCAGGCUUGAGUCCCCUCGCGGGGGACGAUGUCCUAUACGCUUGCGUAUUCGCUCACUGUCCUAUGUAUGCAGAAUACAACAAGAGAACUCAUAUCAUAAACUACAGGUGCUAUAAAUUAAACAUGCGAUCAUCAGUCGAUGUUAAUUGAGGGAAAAACUAAUGGAAAAGCUAGAGGUAACCGUGAAUAUGUAAGAAGUAAGUUAUGGCCGCAUCAUGCAAGAAAUAAACCUGACGGGAAAUCUGACGUACACUCAGUCGCCGCAUGUAUCGACAUGUAGCCGGUUAACGCAAGACAUGUAGCCUGUGUUACCAGACCCCUCCUCCCCUCUGAUUUUUACUAAGUGGGGGGAGGGUCGGUACACAGGUUACAAGACACGCCAUAGUCUUGGAUCAGUCUGUAUUCUACGCCGUGGCUUACGGAUUCUUGGUUUCCGCAUUCCUUGAGCUGAAUUCAAAUACCUGAGUCCAGGAAAUCCAGAUUUUGAAAGCAAUAAUAACCCGUAUUGCCUUACAUCGGGCGAUGCACUAAGCCAUGACCGGUUUCGCCUCGUAGAAAAGUCAUUACAAUAGACCUUUUUCAACCCGUAUGGGAGGCAUCGCGCGCGAAAUGCUGUAGGUCAUUUCCGAGUUCCCCCGGGUUUUUGUAUAAAAACGAGGUUAAGUGUUCAGCCUUUGAUAUGGAAAUGAUUUUUCAUUCUCAUGUAAGUAAAACUCAUUUUCACAAGGAAGGUUGUGCACUUGGCCUCAUUUUGAAAGUGGGGGUUUUUGGAACUCGGAAGUGGCCUAUUAGCUAGUUUUAACUAUUCCAGCGAAAACUUUAAGUUCAGUGAUAUAUUAAGCAACAUUUAUAUUAUUACAUUCCUACCAUGACAGCUCACUACUUAUUGAUAAAAAGUUACUAGUUAAGAAUUGCAGGUUGAAAUGUUCAAGACAAAGAGAGUAACUGAAAAGUACCGUAAUAAAUCAUCUUUUCAGUCAAAACUAUCCACUGAAUAGAGUUGCCCUCCAUACAUGCUUAAGCUGGCUUACGACAAAAUAAGAUGCAUAACUUGAUUUGAUAUAUAUAUAUUGAAACAAUGCAAUUGUUUCUUGAUCCACCAGGUACCGCUUUAUUCGCGCAAUCAAGAAAGCAUCUCAACGCCAAGAUUAUAAGAAUCUUAUUACGAAGCAUUCUAAGGAGUUUAACAAUAUACAUAACGCCAGGCAAUUUCUGGCCUGGCACAGAUGGUAUUUACUGCACAUUGAGAACAUUUUACGUAAAGUGGAUCCAAUAGUGACGGUACCAUAUUGGGACUGGAGUUUAUGGUCUGGAGCACCAUGGCUGGAUCAGGUGAUUAUUAUGCGUUAUGUUCAGUUGGGGACAUUACGAGCGCUCCAUGUCAGCUAAAGGAGACGCCCCGCUCCAGUAUCUCAAGAUGGCUAGUUAUUAUUGCCUUAUGAAUUUUGCAAAGCCAACAUGCAGCAAAUUUCAUCGAGCAAGGUUUGUCAUGAUUCAAAAAGGACGUGACCUGGCCGGCUUAGACCCACCUUAUCCCAAUCAUGAUUAAUGAUUUUUAUACUUCUUUCUUAAUUAUAAUUUAAUUUUAUAAAGAAUUGACAGAAACCGCGAAGUCUUUUCUUGUUCACAUCCAGGGAACCUCUAUAAGUUCCGUAUUUUAUGCAAUUUAAUCCAUUUUCAUUCUUUGGUUAUUUAUGCAGGAUAAAUAAUAUAAGCUGUUGUUGUUAGAAAGUCUGCGCAUUAUCUUAAAGCUCCUUUUAUUAUGGUUAGUUUUAGAGGGAUCCUUCUUUCUCCACCAGGAGCAACUAGGAAAUAAGAGAUGUCUAGCACAGAUUAAGGUCCUUUUCCAUGUGCACGAGAAGUUAAUCCGUCUACAUCUUGAAUGUUGCAAAAUUAAUAUGAGUAGCUUUUAACUCACUUUUUCAGAUCAUGAGCUUUUGGAGUAAUGCACCAUGGGGAUUUGGUAGUAAUGGCGGCAGAGAUGGCUGCGUGUACAACGGACCUUUUGGAAAAAACAAAUGGUCACUAACUAACGGAGAAUGUCUCAAGAGGGGCUUCAAUGGUAAGAUUUUACAAACACUCCCACAGAGAAAUCAAUCAAGAUGCUGAUCGAUGCUGAGGUCUCCAUCGUCAAUUAUGCAUCAGUCAAUUCCAGCUGUGCCCAGCCGUCCUCUCGGGCUGACCCCUGGGCAUUAGCAUUUUUUUGCCUUGGAUGGCAAAUUCCUGGGAGUGGGGACUCUUGAGCUGUCAAAUCCCCCGGGGUGGGGACGAAAAAAGAGGGCAAAUGCCCUGUCCUCCGUCACCACUUCAACAUUUUUUCAGUGAUUACACGGUCAAAUAGUGCCGUUUUAAACAUUUCAAUGUGCGAUUUUUUGUUUCAAGUAACCUCUUCCUUUGUAAUAGCGCUAGGAUUCUAAUUAAGACUUCACGCCGCGAUUACAUGCGGCUUGAAGUUUUUUGAUAUAAAAUUAUUGACAUUAAAAUUGAUAGAGCGUUGUAAAGUUGUAUGUUAUGCAUAGUUUUAUAAAUAUGAAAGGAUCUUCUUCAAAUAAAAUCAACAGAAAUUUGAUUCACUAACCAAAAAACGUUGAUUCACGUUGAUAGCUCCGGAGUUUCGCUAUGUAAUUCUGGCUUGAUAAGCAAUGAAAUGCAUGCAUAGAAUCGAGAACAUGCGCAGCUGGAAUUGACUGAUGCAUUACAGUUCAUCAGGGCCAUAAUAAAUUACAAUGAAUUAUUAAUUCAUUUACUUUACAGGACAAAAUUAACUUUGGGUUGAUACUUACAUACACUAAUUUACCGGUGGCUUUUCUUAUUGUAGGCAAUCCACCAGACUGCAUCGCGGUUCACAAAUGCCUACGAAUCUUUUCUCACAAGUUCGCCGAAUUUGAGUCGACACUCCGCGAUACCUUACACAACAAUAUGCACUGCAGAAUUGGCGGGAAAGGCGGCACAAUGUGUUCCAAGCAAUCAGCUAAUGCCCCAGAAUUCCUUCUUCACCACGCAUUUACUGACAAGCUCUGGGCUGACUGGCAAAAGAAAGAGACCCGCUAUAAAAACGCUUACUUUCGCGGGAAUAUCUAUUUAUAUGGAAUCACCCCCGGAAUGAGGCCUCAAAAUCUUUUGGAUCUGUCCAAACAACCCGGGGGAGUUUGCGUAAUCUACGAUGACCCACCCCACGAGAACUAUAAGCUUUGUCAUGAUAACCUGGCCAAAUUGACGUUAGCAGAGAUCGACGCCAUUCCAAGACAGAAGUUCACCCGCCUCAGCAGUCUUGAGUUUGAUUUGUUCAUGGUUAAGAAGAAAGGGAAAGCUAGGGCGAUUAAAGAAUUGAAAAGUUUGGGGCCCAAGAGUGUCUUGUCCAAAAGUGUGAAGCUGAAAUUUCAAGAUAACAAACUAGGCUUCAAACUGGACGACGUAAAAGAAGCGAUUGAGAGAAAAAGGAAGAAAAAGCGAGAAGAAUGUAAGAAACUAGAAGAACAAAUUGCAAUAGAAGAUUAA